AAGGAGAUUUUAAUUUAACAUUGAAUUACAUUCGUGUGAGUUUAUAAAACACGAAAAUGUUUGGUUUUGUAGUAACUAUUUGUUUGCUUGUAAUAUCUGCACAGGGACAAAUUCCUGUUGAAAGAUGUCCAGAUGUAAAAGGAGUGGAAAAUUUCGAUGGAGAAGCCUAUUUGGGUGAUUGGAUCGAACAAGCAAGAUACCCAACUUUACUGGAAGAUCACGGAGAAUGCGUUGUUACCAAUAUUGCACUAGACCUUAAUGGAGUUGUAAAAAGUCGUACCACAUAUACUAAUAGCGAAACACGCGAAGUACAUGUUCUCGAAGGAGAAGGAGUAUCAAAUUCAACCACAGGAGAAGCCAAAUUUUUAGUACAUUUCCUUAAUCCAGAUGUAACUGUACCUUUUUGGGUUCUUGGUACAGACUAUACAACAUACUCUGUGGGUUUCUCCUGUUUUGAACGAGAUGGUGUUUUCCUAGAGAGUCUCUUCCUCACAACAAGACACCAAUAUGUUACAGAAGACGAUAUAGAUAAUCUUGUCAAAGUUCUAAUAGACAACAAUCUCUCUGUAGAUGAUUUAGUAGUAGAUAGCCAAGAUUACUGCUAUUAUAAAUAAAAUAAAUAUAUUAGAAAUAUGAUUUUCUUAUGUACAAAUUGUAAUAAAUUUUAAUGUUAAUGAA
This is a messenger RNA of Diabrotica virgifera virgifera (western corn rootworm), 678 nucleotides long. Its product is annotated as apolipoprotein D-like. The record is from RefSeq and is a predicted model, not a curated record. The transcript has 5 exons. Gene Ontology annotation, molecular function: pigment binding. Bases 57 to 614 code for a protein of 185 amino acids. Lineage: Eukaryota; Metazoa; Arthropoda; Insecta; Coleoptera; Chrysomelidae.